CUCCGAGGAGGGAGAUUUAAGUUGGUGUGCUGCUGGACAUCGUUAGCUUAGCAUCCUAGCAUUUUACACGCGGGUAGCGGCCUCGGAGGAUGGAGACCGAUGAAGACAUUAAAGCCACACCGAAGGGCUUCUACUGCAAACUGUGUGAAAUCCACACACCCAACAAGUGGAGUCUUGACGACCAUGUAAAAGGGAAGAAGCACCAGCACCUUUGCAGACUGAGGUCCAAGAGGAAGGCACAGGAGGAGAACAGCGUCUUCGUCAGUGGCUUUAAACCAGCCACGUCCAGGACGGAGCUAGCCGAGUAUUUUCAGCAAUUCGGACCAGUGUCUGAAGUCAUCAUGGACAAGGAGAAGGGUGUGUACGCCAUAGUCGAGUUUAAUGAGGUGGAGAGCACACAGACUGCGCUGGCUCAGCUGGAGCACAGGAUGGAUGGACUGAAGCUCCGUGUGAAGCCCAGGGAGAGGAAAGAGUUCAAGCUGGCCACCAAAGGAAAGCAUGACCCCAAGAAACCCCAGAUCAGUCUGGAGAGGCUCAACUACGAGCUGUGCCAGGCUGCCUCUGUAAAUGAGCAGAUGCAGAAAGUGGUGGAGAGUUUCCAGCUGAGUGAAAAUGACCGGACAGCCAGAGAGCUCCUCGUCCAGCUGCUGCAGGAAGUCUUCACCGAGUUCCUGCCAGACUGCCAGAUUGUACCUUUCGGCUCCUCCGUGAACACAUUUGGUGUCCAGUCAUGUGACCUGGAUCUGGUGUUGGACCUGGAGCACACCAAAGCCUUCCAGUCUCGGGGAAAGAAAUCUGAGCAGACAGAAGAAAAUCAGUCGGAGGACAAUCACUCUGAAGACUCCAUCCUCUCAGACAUUGACCUCGCCACGGCCACUCCAGCUGAGAUUCUAGACCUGGUGGCAGCCAUUCUGCAGAAGUGCGUACCCGGGGUGCACAAGGUCCAGUCGCUGAGCACUGCCCGACUUCCUGUGGUUAAAUUCAGCUACCGUGAGCUGAACCUAGAGGGGGACAUCACCAUCAACAACAGACUGGCGGUCAGAAACACCCGGUUCCUUCAACUCUGUUCUGGGCUGGACUGUAGAGUUCAACCGCUGGUCUACACAGUGCGAUUCUGGGCCAAACAGAAACAGCUAGCAGGAAAUCCAUUCGGCGGUGGGCCGUUGUUGAAUAACUAUGCACUGACGCUGAUGGUCAUUUUCUACCUGCAGAAUGUAAACCCACCUGUGCUGCCCUCUGUGGAGCAGCUCAAGAACAUGGCAUGUGAGGAGGAGCAGUGUGUGAUCGACGGUUGGGACUGCACCUUUCCUAGUCAGCCCUUCACUGUCCCACCAAGUAAAAACACAGAUGAUCUCUGCACUUUGCUUUUUGGUUUCUUUACUUUCUACUCCACGUUCGACUUCCCUGGGUCAGUGGUGUCUCUGAGAGAGGGUCGCACUCUGCCCAUCACAGACUUUCUCAGCAGGGACGAGGAGAUGCCUGACAAUCCGGAGGGUUCCGACCCCAAACAGAGAAAUACAGCUUGUCCCAAACUGGGCCCUGUAAACAUCCUUGACCCGUUUGAGCUCCACCACAACGUGGCAGGGAACCUGAGUGAGCGGACGCACAGAAACCUCCACAGAGAGUGCUGCGAAGCCGAGAAGUACUGCCGCAGCCUGCAGUAUCAGCACAAGUCUUCCAAGGGCAAGUCCUGGGGCCUGGUGCGGUUGUUCGCCCCUCGUGUUGAGGGCGGCCCUCGAUCCCAGGAUGGCAAGGAGAAGUCUCUGGAGAUCAGCAUCCCCUUCCGGGCCUCCAUUCUGCCUGAAUCCCUGCGGAAAGAGCUGGGCUCAGCUGGAGACGCUUUCCGGGUCUUUUGGUUUGCAAAACUGUGCACCGCAGUGGAGGCUGUGUUCAAAGACAUUCUGAAGUGUACACCUUGCGAGGAGCCUACGAAUAGCCGAGCUCAAGCAAAGACUGGAGAAGAUGAAGAGGAAGUGAACAAUAAUGAGAGUCUAAAACAAGUGACAAUCCACUCCGGGGUAAAGCGGCCUUUGCCUCCCGAGGAAAGCCCAUCCUCCUCUUCCUCCCCACAGGGAAAGAGGCAAAGACUGGACCCUUCUGCAGAACACCCAGAGAAGGCUUGCUGGAGCUGGGCUCAGAGACACCAGGUGUGGGCCGGCCGCAGGAAGGUCCGGAGAGAUAUGCUGAAAAAGAGCGAUGAGGCUUCCAAACCCGAAGGUGGCUGCAGCAGCAUCGAGAGCAGGGUAACACAGUGCAUCAUUGAGAAAGAGGCAGAUCCCAAGGAUCUGCUGGAGUUCAGGGUGGAUGGGGUGGUUGUGGGUGGGGGAGAAAGCACGAAGGCAGUGCUCAAGUUCACCCCAAACAAUGACCUUCAGGGACAUUUUCAAGACUUCUUCCACUUCCUUGAAUCUUUUCUGCCUAAAAUGGUAGAAACAUUGCUAGCGAAACAAGAAUAAUUCAUUUUUUUUUGUUGUCCUUAUCCUUGUAGUCACCUUAAGGUCUGGCUUGUAAUAAAUUUUGGAAUUUUGUUAAAGUGAAUCAGUAGUUUAUGAAAGUUAUGGUAAUUAGUGACAAUCGUUUGGCAUGGUUUUUGUUGACUUUGUCUUUUUUUUCAUUGUCUUUUUG
This is a messenger RNA of Colossoma macropomum (tambaqui), 2625 nucleotides long. RefSeq names its product terminal uridylyl transferase 1, U6 snRNA-specific (gene tut1). The record is from RefSeq and is a predicted model, not a curated record. The transcript is spliced from 10 exons. Gene Ontology annotation, molecular function: RNA binding; poly(A) RNA polymerase activity. Bases 90 to 2456 code for a protein of 788 amino acids. NCBI's taxonomy places the organism in Eukaryota, Metazoa, Chordata, Actinopteri, Characiformes, Serrasalmidae. Gene Ontology annotation, cellular component: mitochondrion.